Messenger RNA from Telopea speciosissima, 2599 nucleotides. RefSeq lists its product as uncharacterized. NCBI's taxonomy places the organism in Eukaryota, Viridiplantae, Streptophyta, Magnoliopsida, Proteales, Proteaceae. The record is from RefSeq and is a predicted model, not a curated record. The coding region runs from base 146 to 2599 and encodes 817 amino acids. The transcript has 5 exons.
CACGCACAGGCUCCGGUCUUCCAAAGUCUUUCUUGUCAUUUUCGUUUGGUCUUUUCAACACUUUGUUUCUUGAUCUUUCUGUUACUCUUUCAUUUCCUUCAUCUUGAUCGAGUCCUCUGGCUUGGGUAGUCCUCAGGAUUAAGAGAUGGACAGCCAAGAUCAUAGGAAGAAUCAUACAACUGGGCAUGAGAGUCAUGUUGCUCACGUUUGUCCCAAUUGUGGUUGGCCCUUCCCAAACCCUCAUCCAAGCGCGAAACUCAGACGAGCUCACAAGAAGGUCUGCGGGACUCUUGAAGGGUAUAAACUGACCGACGCAGAACACAAGGCCCAAUUAGAUGUUGCCGGUGAAGACCAACUCUCAGAUGAAGAUCAAAAGGCAUCUGAGAAUUCAGAACUGGGAGAAUUAAAGAGCAAUGAGAAUGGGAAGAAUGGUAUUCUUAAAUCAAAGUCGAGCAGAUCCGAAGAGGAAGUGUUCCCUGAUGCUGUUGCGGAAUUGGGGGAUACUGUGACUAAUCCCACAAUUGAGACUGUUGUAUCCAAGGGUAUUCAAAACGCAGACGUAAAUGUGAAUGCAAAUAUUAUUCAAGAACCAGAACAUCCAAUGCAGGUCAGCCAACUACAAAACCCCCAAGAUUUGAAAAGUUCAGUGGAUAACUUGAAGAAUAAUGUACAGUUCCAGGAUGACACCUCAAGCUCUACCAACGGUUCAGUCUUGGCUUCUUCGGAUAAGAAAACCAAAGCAUUAGCUGUUGAUGCAACCGAAGGUAGACCUGAUGCUGCUAAUUUGAUUUCAGAUGUCAAACUGGUUUUAGCAUUAGCUGUUGAUUCAACUGAAGGUAGAGAUGAUUCUGCUAAUUUGAUUUUGGAUGUCAAACCUGAAGAACUGGUUAAUGUGAUUCCCAAGAUUACAAAUACCCAGCCUGGUGAUGAUUUGACAGACAGAUCUAUGAAGCACUCUGGGCAAAGUUCCGAAGGACAGCAGCAUGGAAAUAGUGAUGCAGAUGGACACUUACCACCUAUGGUAUUAUCACCUAGUAAACCUGUGAGUGUGAUGGUAUCUGGGAUAGAUUCCAAGUUAGAACAAAUGAAUGAACUUGGAGUAACCACUGAUUUCAGUACAACAAGAACAAAUGAUUCUGUUCCGGUUGAUAAACUUGUGGACUCAAAGGAAGAGCAGUCUAAUUUCUCAGAAUCAAUCACGAUCGAAAUGGAUUCAUCCUCUAAUUUUUCUUCAGGGGCCAAGGAAGUUGUAGACAUUGAACAGACAAGUACUUUUACUAACAGGGGAAGUGAUGCUUCUGGGCAAGAAGUAGAUAUAGUGUAUCCCGGUGAGACUGUUGAUGGUCACAAUAUGAAAGCAGAACCAAAUGAAAAGGUAGCUGCACAUUCAAUACCUACUGUUAUACCUGUAGAAAGCCUUUCUGAGAUAAAAAAUAAAGAUCGUAUAGAUCAUGGACAAGGGACAACAGAUGCCCAUGAUGAAGUAAUAAAAGAGAUGGUAGAUCAUCCUAAAAGUCUUACUGCUGUUGCAGAUGACUCAAGUUUCCUGCGCAGUGAGUCAGAUGAAGGUGAUGUCUGUUCAGCUCAGCCAGUCCUUGAAGACCAUCAGAAGCAAGGGACAGUGAGUAAAAGUAUUGUUGAACAAAUGUGCAUUGAUAAAACCGAUACUUCUGAAUGCAAGGUUGAAACGAGCCCCGAUGAUGGGUCAAAUGGAUCAGAAGUCCUUCCAGAUGCUCUAAGCAGUGAUAAGACUUGUACUCAUGGAGAUCAAAGUCAAAUGGUAUACUCUACUGAAAAGCAGGAAAUUCUUCCAGAAAGACUGAUCUAUGGAACAGGUGGUGCUGCCAUGGUUUCUCCAGCUGAAAAUGAAGUUGAUGGAGCAAGUGAUGCUAUUAGCAGCAGUAAUUUUCCAGAGAAUGCUACAAUUAGCACAGCCGAUGGGUCAGAUGGAUCAGGAGCCAAUCCAGAUGCUCUAGGCAGUGAUAUAACAUUUACACAUACAGGGCUAACUCAAAUAGUUCGCUCUAUUGAAAAGCACGGAUCUUAUGAUUCUCACCAUGAUUUAUCAUGGGAAAUCCCUCCAGAAAAGCCUACGGUGAUUCAAGAAACUGGUAUAGCUUCCAUGGUUUCUCCAGCUGAUACUGAAGUUGAUGAAGCAAACAAUGCCUUCAGCAAUAGUGAGUUUCCAGAGAAUGCUACAAUUAGCACAGGCAAUAGGUCAAAUGGAUUGGAAGCCCUUCCAGAUUCUGAGAUUCUUCAAGAAAAGCCUACAGUUAUUCCUGAAUCAGGUCCGGAUGCCAUGGUUUCUCCAGCACACUUUAAAGUUGAUGGAGCAAGCCAUCCUUUUAGCAGCAGUGAUGAUUUUCCAGAGAAGGCUAGAACUGAUAAUUCCAAUUUAGCUGGGAAGUAUGUUGCCGAAGGAGUUGCAGAGGUAAUUGGUGCAACAAACUUAAUGAUUGCCCCUAAAUUUGCUGCUGAGCUCUCCAAUACAGAGCCUCAUCUCAAUACACCUGUGAUUCGUGAAUCUGACAAGAAUGUACUGAUUUGUGAACCUACAACUCCAGAUUCAAUUUUAAGUGAACUAUUUAUAGCGAAGUAA